AGGGCUCAGACACUCGGCUGCUCCCUCUGCCUCGAGCUCCUGCUCGUGCUGUCUCCGCUCCGCCGUUCGAGCGCUGAGGUCCUCCGCCUCCUCCCGGCGCCCGCGUUCGUCCGCCUUGGUGACCGACGAGCAGCAUGGACGGCUGCGCGGGGGAGGAGUCCUUCCAGCUGUGGGAGCUCAACCGGCGCCUGGAGGCCUACCUGGGCCGGGUCAAGGCGCUGGAGGAGCAGAACGCGCGGCUGAGCGUGGAGCUCGGGGGCCUCCGCGCGCGCUCCGGUGACGCCUCCUGGCGGGCCCGCGCCGACGGCGAGCUGGCGGCCCUGCGCGCCCUCGUUGAUCAGCGCUGGCGGGAGAAGCACGCGGCCGAGGUGCAGCGUGACAGCCUGGUGGACGAGCUGGAGAGGGUGGCGGGCCGGUGCCAACAGCUGCGGACAGCCCGGGAGCGCUCGGUCGAGGAGGCUGCGCGCGGCCGGCGCGCCGUGGAGGCCGAGCAGCGCGCCCGGGACUGGCUGAGCGCGCAGGCAGCCGAGCUGGAGCGCGAGCUGGAGGCGCUGCGCGCGGCGCACGAGGAGGAGCGCGCCGGCCUGCACGCGCAGGUGGCCUGCGUCCCCCACCGCCCCGCGCCACCCCGCGGGCCCCCGGCGCCGGGCCCCGAGGUGGAGGAGCUGGCCCGGCGGCUGGGGGAGGUGUGGCGCGGGGCCGUGCGCGGCUACCAGGACCGCGUGGCACACCUGGAGGCGUCGCUGGGCCAGGCCCGCGAGCGGCUGGGGUGCGCGCUGCAGGGGGCCCGGGAGGGUCGCUUGGAGCUGCUGCAGCUCCGCGCCGAGCACGGCGGCCUCCAGGAGCGCAGGGCGGCGCUGGAGCAGAGGCUGGAGGGCCGCUGGGAGGAGCGGCUACGGACCACUGAAAAGUUCCAGCUGGCCGUGGAGGCCCUGGAGCAGGAGAAGCAGGGCCUGCAGAGCCAAAUCGCCCAAGUCCUGGAGGGCCGGCAGCAGCUGGCGCACCUCAAGAUGUCCCUCAGCCUGGAGGUGGCCACGUACAGGACCCUGCUGGAGGCUGAGAACUCUCGGUUGCAGACCCCUGGCGUCAGUUCCAAGGCUUCUCUCAGCUUCCAGGAUCCCAAGCUGGAGCUGCAUUUCUCUGGGACCCCGGAGGGCCAGCAUCUGGGACCUGUCCUCAGCCCAACUUCCCUCCCCUCCCCCUUGGCUAACACCCUCCAGACACCUGUGCCAGCCUUUCUGAGGAGCCAGGAAUUCCUCCAGGCUCAUACCCCCACCUUGGCCAGCACCCCUAUCCCAGCCGCACCUCAGGCUCCCCAUCCUGCUGCGAAUGCAGAGGUCAGAGCCCAGGAUGCCCCUCACUCCUUGGUACCACCACAGGAUGGGAGGCAACAGGCUCCAGAGCCACUGUGGGCUGAAGCCCAGGCAGCAGUCCCUGCCGACAUCCUUCCAGGACCCGAGGAGCCAGGUGGCAAGCAGCAAGAGGCCAGUCCAGGCCAGUCCCCUGAGGGCCAGGCCUCCCUGGCCCCACCCCUCAGCCCUGACCACCCCAGUUCAGAGACAAAAGAUGGAGAACGCAGUGGGUCUGGAGCAUCCAGCAGAUUCCAGGAGGGAGGUAAACGGCCAACCUGGGGACUGGUAGAGAAAGAAGCAGCCAUAGAGGACCAAGUAGUAAGCAGCUUGCAGCAGCAAAUAUGGCAAGAAGGAGGGGAACUGGAUGUGAAGGAAAUCCAGGACUCACAGGAUCCUCAGGAAAGAGAAACCCUGAAGGCCCUGGGGGAGGAGAUUCGAAAGUCCCUGAUGCCUCUGGAGAACCAGAGCCACGAGGCCCUAGAGAAAGAUCAAGAAUCUCUGAGGUCUUUAGAAAAAGAGAACCUAGAAACACUAAAAAUUCUGAAAAAAGAAAAUCAAGAGGUAUUGAGGUCUUUAGGAGAAAAAGACAUGGAAAUAGAGAGACUGGUAGAAAAGGAAGUCACUGAAUUACCCCAGCCUGCAGGAAAAGAGGACUCACAGACAUUGCAAUCCCUGGAAGGGGAGAACCAAGAACUGAUAAUAUCUCUUGAAGGUAAUCUGGAGACAGUUUCAUUUCCAGGAAAAGGAAAUCAAGAACUAGUGAGGUCCCUAGAAGAAAACUUAGAAAAGUCCCUGAGAACUCCGGAAAAGGAGACCCAAAAGCCACUGAGAUCUCAAGAAGCAGAGGAUCAGAAGAUGUGGAAAUCUCUACCGAAAGAGAAUUGGGAAUCUCUGAGGUCUCUUGAAGAUGAGUCCCAGGAGACCUUUAAACUUCUAGAAGAUAAUCAAGAGCCGCUGACCUCUUUAGAAGAGAAUGAGAAGAUUGUGAGACCUUUAGAAAAAGAGAAACAGGAGUUACUGACAUCUCUAGAAGAAGAGGACGAGAAAGUUGUGAGAAUGCUAGAAAAAGAGGAUCAGGAGGCACUAAGGUCUCUAGAAGCAGAUCAAAGGAAUGUGCGGUCUCUAGAAGAAGCAGAUCAAAGGAAUGUGCGGUCUCUAGAAGAAGCAGAUCAAAAGAAUGUGAGAGCUCUAGAAAAAGAGAACCAGGAACCACUAGGGUCUUUAGAAGAUGAGACCAUGAGACCUCUAGAAAAAGAGGAUCCAGAUCCACUGAGAACUCUAGAAGAGGACCAGAAGAAUGUGAGGUCUCUAGAAAAAGAGAACCAGGAACCAUUGGGAUCUCUAGAAGAAGAGGAUCAAGAGACUGUGAGACCUCCAGAAAAAGAGGACCAGGAGCUACGGAGGGCUCUAGAAGAAGACCAGAAGACAUUGAAAACUCUUGAAAAAGAGACUCAACAGUCACUGAGGGCUCUAGGGGAAGAAGGCCAGAUGACAUUAAGACUUGUAGAAAAAGUGAAUCCAGAGCCCCUGGAAUCUCUUGGAAACGAACAGGAGGUAGUUGAGUCUCUUGAAAAAGAGAAUCGAGAGUUAUUCAAGUCUCUGAAAGCUGAGAGUACAGAGGCAGUGAGAUCUUCAGAAACUCAGAACCCAGAGCCACUGCAGUCUACAGAAGAGGACCUGGAAAUGCUGACAUCUCUAGAAGCUCAAGAGUCACUGUGGUCUCUAGAAGAAACGAAUAGAGAGACAGUGAAAAGUUUAGAAAAGGAAAUUCUAGAAACAAUGGGGUCUGUGGAAGAGAACCAAGAAACACUGAGACCCCUGGGAGAGUGGAACCUAGAGAACUUGAGAUCUCCAGGAGAAGCAGGGAAGGAAGGUCGCGAAGGUCUGGAGGAAGAAGAGAGGCAGUUGGAAGAGAGUCAAGAGUCACUGAGGUCUCUGGAAGAAGAGGCGCGGGAGCUGCGUCUGCCUGAAAAGCAGCAGAUAUGGGAGAAGGACGCAGGAGACCGAGGUCCGGGUCUGGAAGCCCCUUCCAGGGGAGAAGCAGUGGGAGACGAGGAGCAGGACUGGAAUGCAGCAGCAGAGGCCUGGAGCCCAGGGAGCCCCGAGCCCCCAGAACAGAGGGGCCCAGCUGCGGGAGACGGUGGGCAGGGGGCCACUGAGGGCCCCCAGGGCCUUGCAGGGCCACAGGAGCGGGAGGCUGCCCAGGGAGUGGCAGAGGUGGGAGAGGUGACAGAGGCCCCUCAGGAAGAGGAGGAGGAGCCCCCAGGGGAUGGCCAGGCCUCCCUAGAAGUCACCUGGGGGUCAGAGAUGGCCAGGGGCGGCUCUGCUGUGGGAGCAGGGCAGGGACAUGAGCAGGAGCCCAGAGGCCUGGAGGUCCCCGUGCCACCCCCGGGGGAGGACAGUCUGCACGGGGAGCGUGCUCGGGGCUUGGGAGGGCCUGGGCAGGGCCGCACGGAGGCAGUACUCCCCAGCAGCAGCGGGGACCCUGGGGAGCACCCCAAGGACUGGGGAGAGUGGGGGCCCGAGGCCCCUGUGGGAGCAGAGGGGGUGUCCCCUGCUGAUGCCCCUCAGCCCAGGCCCUUGGGGAUGGAGGAAGACCAGGGUGCACCACUAGUGCUGGGGGCCCCUGGGCCGACUGAGCCCUAUGCACCCACCCCGAUCCCGGAAGAUUCCCCUGGGCCCCAGGUGGCGGGCUGGGGGCUGGAAGGGAGGGCUGAAGCCCUGGGAAAAGAGAGCGAGCAGGAGGAGCUUCCGGAGGGGGAGGGCAGAGCGGAGAGCUUCGAGGCGGACGAGCUCGGGGAGACCCUUCCCGACUCCACUCCCCUGGGCCAGUACCUCAGGUCCCCCUCGUCCCCUGGGUGGGACCAGGCGGAAGAGCAGAGGCCCUCUCCCCAGGGAGAGGGCAGCCAGGAAGGCUGGGAUCCUGCUGUCCCAGCCUCCAGGGGCCCCGGGGCAGAGGAGGAGCAGGGCCAGGACUCUGAGCUGUCAGAAGAGUUCGAGGACCUGGAGACAGAGGCCUCCUUGCCUCCUGGGGCCCCCAGGAAGGCGGCAGAACCUCUGGGCCAGGCGGCCCAACUGCUGGAGCCUGCAGCCUGGGACCUGGACAGGGAGUCCGAUGGGUUCGCAGAUGAAGAGAGCGGGGAGGAGGCCGACGAGGAGCAGGGGCGGGAGCCGGGGGCACAGCGGUGGGGGCCAGGGCCUUCUGGGGGGAGCCUGCAGGUCCUGAGGAGCCCUCGGAGAGGGGCCCCCCUGGCACCCGAAGCCCUGGGCUUCAGUGUCCCCUGGGACGACGGCCUGCAGGGUGCCGCGGCUGACACCCCUGUGACGGCCGUUGACACCGAGUCCCAGGACAGUGCAGAGCCCUCCGAGGAGUCUGACUCUGCCCCCUGGGAGAAGGGGGACCCCAGCGGGGUGGAGGACACAGGCCCAGGGGACAGCCACAGUGUCAAUGGGGGCCCCGGCCUGGAGGCGGAGUCCGAGCACACAGGUGGGAGGGUGCUGAACGGGGCCGGGGGGCGGGGGACCCCCUCGCAGGAAGAGGAGGGGGUUCCCCCGAAGACCCCCUGGGCCGGGGCUCCCCUGCACCUGGGCCCCAGCCAGUUCCUGAAGUUCACUCCGAGAGAAGGAGAUGGAGACUCCUGGUCCUCGGGGGAAGACUAGCCCAGGCUCCCAAGACCACCCCUCAGCUGGCACCCUAAUUUAUGACCUCUGCACCCCGGUUUCCUCUGAGAGGGAGAGUCCCUCCCGGCUGGCUAAGGCGGCGUCGUAUGGCGAAGGAGCUGCUCCAAGGAGGGAGGCUCUGGGACAGAACCUGGGAGCCUGCCUGGGGACACCACGGAGGCUAACGCAGCAGAGCCCCUGUAGUGCUCGCCCCUUUCCUCCCUGCCUCUGCUCCGCCGCUGGGGAAGGUGCGCCCGGCGCCCUAACCCCGUCUGGCUCCUCCCCCCGAGUAAAGUCUCCACCUGUGUAGAA
Molecule: messenger RNA, 5324 nt
Organism: Heterocephalus glaber (naked mole-rat)
Lineage: Eukaryota; Metazoa; Chordata; Mammalia; Rodentia; Bathyergidae
Gene: Nes
Product: nestin
Biological process (GO): positive regulation of intermediate filament depolymerization
Cellular component (GO): intermediate filament
Molecular function (GO): intermediate filament binding; CCR5 chemokine receptor binding
Source: RefSeq, a predicted model, not a curated record